GCACUGUUAUUCGCCUUUUAAUUACAAUGGUGUUCUGUGUGAAAAUGAAUGAGGUGUCAAUGCAUCACCCACAGCAAAGAGUGACUGUCAAAGCACCAAGUCACUCUGACAGGCGUCAUCAUCACAGAGAUAACAGAGUCUGCGUGCAGUCAAUAUAUCGUCUGAACAGUACAUCCACAACUUGCACAGUCAAAUGUUGCUGCGUCACUGGAGGACUGCAGGACCCACAAACACUAGUGGUUCCCCUGCAGUGUGAGAGAUCAGUGAUGGGACUGAAAACAGAGAGACGGGGAGAGGGAGCAGGACAGAGUAAAGAGGAGCAGAGGGGGCGAGAGCUGCCGUAGAACAACAUUUAGCCCGGCUGAGGAGUUUGAACAGUACACAGCCGCACAUCUGCUUCAUCCUGACAUACACCCUGAUGUGGUAACCAUGGCUUUUAAAAAAAUGUCGUUUGCGGUUUUCAUCCUGACCUGUGCUCUCUUAGAGAGCUCUCUGCUUGCCGGCUUAGAGAAAGAAAGAAGAAAAGUGGUUCAUGUUCUUGAGGAUGAAACUGGGGCAGUGAUCGUGCAGACAGCUCCAGGUAAGGUGGUGACGCACCGCGGUGGGUCCAUCACUCUGCCGUGCAGAUUCCAUCAUGAACCAGAAAACACUGACCCUGAUCGCAUCCGCAUUAAAUGGACCAAAGUGACAGACACGCUGCAGUUCCAGGACGUUUUUGUGGCACUCGGAAAGCAACAGCGUGUGUUUGGCCCAUACCGUGGCCGAGUGUUUCUGGAACAAGCGGGACCAGGUGAUGCAUCAGUGAUCAUCCAAAACGUCACACUGGAGGACUAUGGGCGCUACGAAUGUGAAGUGACUGACGACAUGGAGGAUGACACUGGAUUUGUUAACCUUGAUCUGGAAGGGGUGGUGUUUCCAUAUUACCCCCGUGAGGGGCGCUAUAAACUCAACUACCACCAGGCUGAAGACGCCUGCAAACAGCAAGAUGCCAUUUUGGCCUCACACUCCCAACUGCACAAGGCCUGGCUGGAGGGACUCGACUGGUGUAACGCUGGAUGGCUGGAAGACGGCUCAGUCCAGUACCCUGUAUCUCAUCCAAGAGCCCAGUGUGGACGCAAGGAAACGCCCGGAGUUCGCAACUACGGCUACAGGCACAAAGAGGAUGAGCACUAUGAUGCUUUCUGUUUCACAUCCAAGCUGAACGGCAAGGUUUACUUCCUGAAACGCUUUAAGAAGGUGAACUAUGCAGAGGCUGUCAAGGCGUGUGUUCGAGAUGGGUCUAUCGUGGCCAAAGUGGGUCAGCUCUAUGCAGCUUGGAAGUUCCAGCUCCUGGACCGAUGUGAAGCCGGUUGGCUGGAGGAUGGCAGCAUCCGUUAUCCUAUAGUUAACCCUCGCUCUCGGUGUGGAGGAUCUGAGCCUGGCGUCAGACACUUAGGUUUUCCUGAUAAAAAAUUCCAGCUUUACGGGGUUUACUGUUUUCUCAAAAACGAGGACAAAAAAGACACAGAUCCAAGAAAGACAACAGAAACUUUGACAACAGGGAAGAGCAAGAACAGCAUGUCCAUAAAUAGUACAGGCACAAUUUAAAGUAAAGGGCUAGCUGAGCUACUUAGGCAGAUGUUGACUUAGGUGAUUUUCCUUUUACCUACAGAUAUUUAAUCAUCUAAAGGAGUAGGUUAGAACAUCUGUUGUCAGAUUAAACAGCAGCUUAAGCAUCUUGCUAAAAACAUCAAAUCCGGGAGCCUGCCAUAUCCUUGUUUACAUGUUCCUGCAUGAAAAUCUGUGUGCGUGUUUGACAUAUUUUUGGC
Molecule: messenger RNA, 1808 nt
Organism: Cynoglossus semilaevis (tongue sole)
Lineage: Eukaryota; Metazoa; Chordata; Actinopteri; Pleuronectiformes; Cynoglossidae
Gene: hapln4
Product: hyaluronan and proteoglycan link protein 4
Exons: 7
Coding region: 430-1587 (385 amino acids)
Biological process (GO): cell adhesion; skeletal system development; glial cell differentiation
Cellular component (GO): perineuronal net; synapse
Molecular function (GO): hyaluronic acid binding
Source: RefSeq, a predicted model, not a curated record